Cuscuta campestris is the source of this 876-nucleotide messenger RNA. The record is from the annotation of a GenBank genome assembly. NCBI's taxonomy places the organism in Eukaryota, Viridiplantae, Streptophyta, Magnoliopsida, Solanales, Convolvulaceae.
AUCAAACAAGAUCACACAUGACUAUAUUUAGACUUACACAUCGAGAGAAUUUGAUGAGUCAAAGUAUUUAGAUAAACAAUUUCAAAAGUCAAAAGUGAACGAAUAUAGCAGGACGGAGAUACUAAUUUUUAAUUCUAGCGGGCUUAAAAAACCAACGGGGCAUUAAAAUUUUAAAACAAAUUAAACUGAAUGCCGAAAAGUGUUUGGCCCGGCUCCAUCUUUGGCGCGUUAUUUCCCAACCCUCCGAAAAUCUGAAAAAAGUAAAAUUGUCCUCCUAAUAAAAAUUUCAGCGCCCAGAACCAAAAUCAAAACAUCAGGAAAACACAUUUCAACAAAACUUCGAAAAAUCAAACAAUCGAACCCAUCCCUCCAAAGUCCAAAACCAUAAUUUUUUUUUCAGAAACCCAAAAUCCUUUCGCCAAAUGUCCAGCCAUGGAGCUUGUUCUAGCAGCCAUUGUCGACGAGCACGAAAACAAGGAGAACUUCCCGCCAAGAUCUGCAGAAAAGUUCGUCCCCAGGCAGUCAAAAGACAUAGUCUUCAAGAAGAAGAAGAAGAAUGCGAGGAAGCCAUUGAGGGACAUAACUCACCUGUUCGUCAAUGCUCCGACUGCGGGGCCCAUCUCCGAUUCCCAGUUUAAUUUUCGUCUUCUUCUUCCUCAUCCAGACGCAUCUUCGAAUGCCCGCUCGAAGAGAAAUGCAAGCCAUGAAGAUGAGAUUCGGAUUCAUCAUUCUCUGCGCCAGAAUCCCGCCAUGGUUUUGAGGAAGCAUUUCCGGUAGAUUAUAGCAUCAAGUUUUGUGUCCCCCGAGUCUUCCGAUUUCACAAUUUGUAGAUUUCCAGACUCAAAAUUUCAGUAGUAAUCAAAAUUGGGACGAAAU